UCUUCGCUCCCCAUCCCUUCCCAGUUUCUGCAGAGCCCCACCGCCUUCGACCUCGCGACUUCUGGCGAAGCAGCGUCUCUCUCUGUCUAUCUAUGUCAGCUCACUCCGAUCCUCGCCAUCGAGCUAUCGAUUCAAUCGGAGACGGUCACGGCCCGGCGAGCCACGGGCUCGAUUGAGCUGAAUAAGAGGAAGGUGAGAGGGAGAGGAGGACUAGAGGAUGUUGGAGGACCAGGUCGCGAACCUCUUGCAGAGGUACUUGGGGAAUUACGUGAGAGGGCUCAACAAGGAGGCUCUCAAGAUCAGUGUCUGGAAAGGUGAUGUGGAGCUAACAAACAUGCAGCUGAAGCCGGAGGCACUCAAUGCCUUAAAGUUGCCUGUGAGGGUGAAGGCAGGAUUUCUUGGUUCCGUAAAACUUAAGGUUCCUUGGAGCAGGCUUGGCCAAGAGCCAGUAUUGGUUUCCCUGGAUCGCAUUUUUUUAUUGGCUGAACCAUCAACUGGUGUUGAAGGUUGUAGUGAGGAUUCCAUUCAAGAAGCUAAGAAAAGCAGAGUGAGGGAAAUGGAGAUGAGGCUAUUGGAAAGGGCCCAACAACUGAAAUCAGAAGUGAACCAAUCCUGGCUGGGCUCGUUGAUAAACACAAUAAUUGGGAACUUGAAGCUUUCUAUAUCUAAUAUACAUAUCAGAUAUGAAGAUCUGGAAAGCAAUCCCGGCCACCCAUUUGCAAUGGGCUUAACCUUGGAGAAGCUGAUAACUGUGACUGUUGACGAUAAUGGAAAGGAGACGUUUGUUACUGGGGGUUCACUGGAGCGCAUUCAAAAGUCGGUCGAGCUUGAGCAAAUAGCGCUUUAUCUGGAUUCUGGUAUUUCUCCCUGGCAGUUGGACAAACCGUGGGAGAAUUUGCUUCCUGCAGAGUGGGUCCAGGUUUUCAGAUUUGGCACUGACAAGGGGAUGCCAGCCAACAAUCUCACAAAGAAGCACACGUAUAUCCUGCAACCUGUAACUGGAAAUGCAAAAUAUGUAAAAUCACGGCCAAAUGAACAUAAUGACCAGCAACCUUCGCAGAAAGCAGCAGUGAACUUGGACGAUGUCACUUUGUGUCUUUCAAAGGAUGGAUACAGCGAUAUGCUAAAAUUAGCCGACAAUUUUGCUGCCUUCAACCAACGGCUGAAAUAUGCCCAUUUUCGUCCACCUGUUCCUAUAAAAUCUAAUCCAAGUUCUUGGUGGAAGUAUGCUUACAGAGCAGUUUCUGACCAGUUGAAAAAGGCCAGUGGCAAAUUGUCAUGGGAGCAGGUUCUGAAGUAUGCAAAAUUAAGAAAAAAGUAUAUCUCUCUUUAUGCUCAGUUACUAAAAUCUGAUCCAGGUCGAGCAAUAGCUGAUGACAAUAAGGAAAUUGAAGAGUUAGAUCGUGAACUUGACAUUGAAGUGAUUCUUCAAUGGAGGAUGUUAGCGCAUAAAUUUGUAGAGCGGUCGGUUGAAACGGAUCUUAACUUGAGGAAGCAGAAGGAAAAGAAAUCAUGGUGGUCAAUCGGAUGGAGCAGGUCAUCUCUUAAGGAUGAAAGUGAAGCAUUUCAUUUUAGUGAGGAAGACUGGGAUCAAUUAAAUAGGAUCAUAGGGUAUAGGGAAGAAGAUGCUGGCCAGUCUGUGAUCAUCGAUGAAAAGAAAGAUUCCCUUCACACUCUUGUGGAAAUUCAUAUGAAGCAUAAUGCAUCAAAGCUUAUUGAUGAAUCAUUGGAGAGCCUUGCUGCUUUGUCUUGUGAAAACCUUAAUUGCUCGAUCAAACUUUAUCCAGAGACUAAAAUAUUUGAUAUAAAACUAGGCUCAUACCAAUUAUCAUCACCAAAUGGUCUACUGGCUGAAAGUGCAACUUCUAGUGACUCUUUAGUUGGUAUUUUCUGUUAUAAGCCCUUUGAUGCUAAAGUGGACUGGAGCAUGGUUGCCAAAGCUUCUCCCUGUUAUGUAACUUACCUGAAGGAUUCUAUCGAGCAAGUUGUUAAAUUUUUUGAGAACAGUUCUGGCGUCAGUCAGAAGAUAGCUCUGGAAACUGCAGCAGCUGUGCAGAUGACAAUUGAUGAAGUGAAGCGAACUGCCCAGCAGCAAAUGAAUAGAGCACUCAAGGAUCAUUCAAGGUUCUUGCUGGACUUGGAUAUUGCUGCUCCUAAGAUCACAAUCCCUACCGAUUUCAGGCCAGAUGACAUUCAUCCAACAAAGCUUCUUCUUGAUCUGGGGAACUUAAUUAUUCGUACAGGGGAUGAUAACACCCAGGAGUCAACCGAAGAGACACUUAUGUAUUUGCAGUUUAAAUUGGUGCUAAGUGAUGUAUCAGCUUUUCUUGUUGAUGGCGACUACUUUUGGAGCCAAACCACAUAUGGAUCGGCAGGACCUACUUACUUAGGUGGCAACACUUUCUUGCCAAUCAUCGAUAGAUGUGGUGUAAUCUUGGCACUGGAACAGAAUCGUUUAGAGGAUCCAUCCUAUCCUUCAACAAGAAUUGCUGUGCGGUUGCCAUCGCUGGGGUUUCAUUUUUCUCCAGCUCGAUAUCAUCGAUUGAUGCAGGUUUUAAAGAUCUUUCAGGGCGAAGAUAGUGAUGGUUCAGAUUCAAUUCGCCCCUGGAGCCAAGCUGAUUUGGAAGGAUGGCUCUCUCUCCUUGUGCGGAAGGGUAUGGGAAAUAGAGAAGCUGUUUGGCAAAGAAGGUACCUCUGCUUGGUUGGGCCUUUUCUAUAUGUCCUUGACAGUCCCGGCUCUAGAUCUUACAAGCAAUACAUCAGCUUGCGAGGAAAACAAGUAUUCCAAGUUCCUGCAGAAUUUGUUGGUGGUGUGGACCAUGUGCUGGCUGUUUCUGAAGCUGCACGGUCUAAUAGCAAGGUCGUGGAAGAUGCAAAUGCUUUAAUCAUGAGAUGCGAUACUGAUGAGUUGAGGAAACUCUGGCAAAGAAGAUUGCAAGGGGCUAUUUAUCGUGCUUCGGGGUCUGCACCAAUUGUUGGUCUGUCUGAAAGUUCAUCAGAGCAUGAGGACUCUGAGAAAGGAGAUUACAACAGCCAAGAUACGGGUGUGGAGAAAGUGUUCAUUACUGGUAUCCUAGAUGAACUAAAAAUCUGCUUCUAUUAUAACCAGCAGCGUGUACAGGGCUUUAUGAGAGUGCUAGUUGCAGAGGAAAAUUGUCUAUUUGAAUUUCGAGCUAUUGGUGGGCAGGUCGAGCUGUCAGUUAGAACGAGUGAAAUGUUAAUUGGUACUGUCUUGAGAUCAUUGGAAAUUGAGGACUUAGUCUCUAGUAAUGGCAUCUCCAAGCGUCGUUAUCUAGCAAGAUCUUUCAUUGGAAGUGCUGAUGCCUUUUCUUCCUUUGACGAUGUUAAGAGUCAGAGCUUCAAUUGCGAUGACAGAGCAGCAAGUGAAGGAGAUGAUAAGUUUUAUGAGGCAUCGGAGACUUUGGCUGAUCCUGUUGAUUCACCUAUGCAGUCAUCUAUGAGUGUAUCUGACAACCGGAGAGCAGAUCUUGCAUCAACUUCUCAAACCUUGUCCUCGAAACCUCCAAGUUUCAUUCGCACUCCUGGUCUUCUCCCUUAUGACACCCAUGAGACUAAGGGGGGAGAUUCUGAAUUAAAGGAUACACUUAAUAGUUUUGUCAAAGCCCAAAUCACAGUCCUUGAUCACAACUCUGCUUUGUAUAAUAACAUUGAUAAGCAGGUCACAGUGACUCUUGCGACCCUGUCUUUUUUCUGUCGAAGGCCAACCAUUCUUGCUAUCAUGGAAUUUGUUAAUGCGAUUAACACUGAGGAUGAGAAAUGUGAAUCUUUCAGCGAGAGUUCUUCGGUAGCUAUAAUCAAGCAUGAUACUCAUCGAGAGGAUGUGGGAAAUGAUCACCACUCAGAGGCAGUCGAGGAGUCUGUUGUCAAAGGCCUAUUAGGAAAGGGGAAGUCAAGGAUCAUUUUUAGUUUGACAUUGAAGAUGACUCGCGCUCACAUUAUUUUGAUGAACGAAAAAGAGGCUAAGUUUGCUACUUUAUUGCAAGAUAAUUUACUUGCGGACAUUAAGGUGUUCCCUUCCUCCUUCCGCAUAAAGGCAGCUCUGGGGAACUUACGGAUCAGUGAUGACAGUCUCCCCAGCAACCAUAUGUAUUUCUGGAUUUGUGAUAUGAGAAAUCCUGGAGGCAGUUCAUUUGUCGAUUUGCUUUUUAGUUCGUUCAGUGCUGAUGAUGAAGACUAUGGAGGUUAUGAUUAUGCCCUUGUGGGAGAGCUCUCAGAAGUUCGUGUAGUGUAUCUUAAUCGCUUUAUCCAAGAGAUUGUUAGUUAUUUUACGGGUCUUGCUCCGGGCAAUUCAAAGAAUGUUAUUAAGGUAAAGGAUCAGGUAACAGAUGCUGAGAAGUGGUUUACAACAAGUGAAAUUGAGGGGUCACCGGCUGUGAAGUUGGAUCUUUCCCUUAGAAAACCUAUAAUAUGGAUGCCUCGGCAAACAGAUAGCAUUGAUUAUUUGAAGCUGGACAUCGUCCAAAUUACUGUCCAGAACAGUUUCCAGUGGCUUUUUGGCGGUAAAAGGGAGAUAAGUGCUGUCCAUCUGGACAUAUUGACAAUUUUGAUUGAGGACAUCAACUUGAAUGUCGGUGUUGGUACUAAGUUGGGGGAAUCCAUAAUUCAAGAGGUUAAGGGGGUUUCUGUUGUCAUCGGGAGGUCACUUCGAGACCUAUUGCAUCGAGUUCCUGGUUCUGAAGUCACCAUCAAGAUUGAGGAAAUCACGGCUGCUUUAUCAAAUAGGGAGUACCAGAUAAUCACCGAAUGUGCACAGGCUAAUUUUUCUGAAACACCUAAUCUUGCGCCUUCUCUGAUUGAUUCUGAAAUAUCUUCAUCUGAGGCAGAUGCUCUUGUACCUCAAGUCUCAGAUGUUGAAUAUGCUACCCAGGAUGGUGAAUCCUGGAUAACGACUAAAGUUUCUGUGGCUAUUGAUUUGGUUGUAUUGUGCCUACGAACUGGGAUUGGGGGAGACACAUCCCUGGCCACUGUCGGAGUCAAUGGUAUGUGGCUUUUAUACAAAUCUAACAAAGCAGGAGAUGGCUUCCUGUCAGCAUCACUUGAUGGUUUCACUGUGAUAGAUGAUCGUGUUGGUACUGAAGAGGGUUUAAGGUUGGCAAUAGGAAAGCCAGAGGACGUCAGAAAUAGUCCAAUAAAUGCAGCAAUUGAUUAUAAGCAUUGGAGCAGAGAUUACAUUGAUGCCACGAAUGACAAUGAUGUCAAAAUAGUUCCUACAAUGCUGAUUCUUGAUGCAAAAUUUAGUCAGUCAUCGUCGUUUAUGUCCCUUUGUGUUCAGAGACCACAACUGCUUGUUGCCCUUGAUUUUUUGCUUGCCGUGGUUGAAUUCUUCCUUCCAUCCAUCGGUGAUGUCUUGUCUUAUGGAGACCAUGAAAAAUCACUAGCGUUGAACAUAGUUGAUGCAGUUACUCUGGAUCAGUCGGUGUACAGGCAGACCUCUACUGAAAUGGCACUCUCCCCCCAAAGACCUUUAAUUGUUGAUGAUGAGAGAUACAAUCAUUUCAUUUAUGAUGGUCAAGGUGGAGUGUUAUAUCUCAAAGAUAGACAGGCAAAUCUCUCUGCUCCUAGCAAGGAGAAAAUGAUUUAUGUGGCAAAUGGGAAAAGACUUCAAUUCAAAAAUGUCCUUGUUAAGGACGGAAGGUACUUGGAUUCUUGCAUUUACCUAGGCACCAACAGUAGUUACACAGCUUUGAAGGAUGAUGACGUUUACUUAGAAGAAAUUGAUGGGGCUUCUUGUGGACCAUAUUCAAAGGAAGAUCUUAAUCAGGAACUUCCUCCAAACAAUGCUGUUGUAAGAUCCACGGAAUUCACCGUUGAGUUGCAGGCUAUUGGUCCAGAGCUUACCUUCUACAGUGCUUCGAAGGAAGUGGCCGAGUCACGAUCACUGAUAUUGUCUAACAAGCUUCUGCAUGCCCAAUUGGAUGUAUUGUGCAGGCUUGUUAUGAAGAAUGACACCAUUGAAAUGAGUGCAAAUGCAUUAGGUUUAACUAUGGAGAGCAACGGGAUCAGAAUAUUGGAGCCGUUUGAUACCACUUUGAAUUACUCAAAUGCUUCUGGGAAGACUAACAUUCAAUUAUCUGUUUCCGAUGUAUUUAUGAAUUUUUCCUUCAGUAUCUUGAAGCUCUUCUUAGCUGUUGAAGACGACAUAUUGGCCUUUCUGAGAAUGACAUCGAAGAAAAUAACUGUUGUCUGCUCUCAGUUUGACAAAGUGGGGACUGUAAGAAAUCCUCAGAACAGCCAAGUGUACGCUUUCUGGAGGCCUCGUGCACCACCUGGUUUUGCUGUUCUUGGGGACUAUCUGACCCCAACGGAAAAACCACCUACCAAAGGAGUUAUAGCUAUUAAUACCAACUUUGCACGAGUUAAAAAUCCUCUCUCUUUUAGACUUGUUUGGCCAACUUUGAGUGCUGGAGUCAGUUCUGAACAACGGUCAAACGGUAAUGAGGGGUCACUGAGGAGUAUUCUUGACGAGGGAGACACAAGCUGUUGUGUCUGGUUUCCUGAAGCGCCUAAAGGUUAUGUUGCCCUUGGCUGUGUGGUUUCACAAGGAAGCAAACGGCCCCCACUAUCUUCUGUCUCUUGCAUCCUGGCUUCUUUACUCACUCCUUGUCCAUUGAGGGAUUGCAUUACUAUAGGAUCUGACAAUCUAUGCUCUACUUUAGCAUUCUGGCGUGUGGAAAACGCAGCUGGUACCUUCUUGCCGGCAGAUCCUACUACUGGCCUCUUGAAUGUAGCAUAUGAAUUGCGUCAUUUAAUGUUUCCCAUUCUUGAUUCACCCAAGGCCUAUGAAAGUCCUAAUACCCAAGCUUCUUCUAGCCAUAGGGAUACUCCACAGCCACAAAGAUCAAUAGGUGCAAGCUCUUGCCGCCGAUUUGAGGAAAUUUCCGAUUUUGUGUGGGUAUGGUGGAAUCGUGGCUCAAAUUCAGGAAGGAGACUAUCACUAUGGCGUCCGGUUGUUCCACAGGGAAUGGUUUACUUCGGAGACAUUGCUGUGCAAGGAUAUGAGCCUCCAAGCACCUGCACUGUUGUCCAUGAUACUGGAGGUGAAGAGCUUUUCAUAGCCCCUUUAGAUUUCCAACUGGUGGGUCAGAUCAAGAAACAAAAAGGUGUGGAGGGUAUCUCCUUUUGGAUGCCUCAAGCUCCUCCGGGCUAUGUUUCCUUAGGCUGUGUUGCCUCCAAGAGCAUACCAAAGCAACAUGAUUUCAGUGCUUUGAGAUGCAUUCGCAGUGAUAUGGUCAGUGGAGAUCAAUUUUCAGAAGAAAGUUUGUGGGAUACAUCUGGUACCAAAAUUAAGACAGAACCGUUCAGCAUUUGGGCAAUUGGUAAUGAAUUGGGAACCUUUAUUGUACGUAGUGGUUUCAAGAAGCCUCCACAAAGAUUUGCCUUGAAGCUGGCGGAUUUGACGAACGGUUUAGAUGAUACUGUCAUUGAUGCGGAAAUCAAAACUUUCUCUGCAGCACUCUUUGAUGAUUAUGGUGGGCUGAUGGUUCCCCUGUUUAACGUAUCUUUAAGUGGAUUAGGAUUCAGUCUACAUGGAAGAGAAAAGUGUAUAAAUUCCACUGCCAGCUUCUCCUUGAAUGUUAGAUCAUACAAUGAUAAAUAUGAAGCGUGGGAGCCACUGGUUGAGCCUGUUGACGGGUUCCUAAGAUAUCAAUACGAUCUGAAUGCCCCUGGUGCAGCUUCUCAAUUGCGUAUUACUUCUAGAAGAGAUUUGAAUCUAAAUGUCUCUGUAUCCAAUGCCAAUAUGAUCAUUCAAGCUUAUGCAAGCUGGAGCAAUCUGAGCCAUGUUCAUAAAUCCAGUCAAGAAAUAAAGCAGCAGAAAGAAGAAGCAGGUUCUUCAACUUUUGGGGGAGGAUCCAUUAUAGGUGUUCAUCACAAGAGAGAUUUCUUCAUCAUCCCACGGAAUAAACUUGGCGAGGAUAUUUUUAUUCGCGCUACAGAAAUCAGGGGACUUCACAAUAUUAUUAGGAUGCCAUCUGGGGUUAUGAAGCCACUCAAAGUUCCUGUAUUGAAGAAUAUGUUAGAUUCUCAUAUGAAGGGAAAACUUGGAGGAAAAGUCAGAGCCAUGGUGACUGUACUGGUGGCAGAUGCGCAGAUUUUAAGAGUAGAAGGAUCAACUUCCAAACAGUAUGCAGUGACAAUUCGCCUUAUACAAGACCAAAGCAUCUCUAGUGAAUCGUUGCUCAAGCAGCAAACUGCACGCACACGCGGAAUUCAUUCAGAACACUCCUCGUCUUCCGAGCAGGAGCUGGUCAAUUGGGGUGAAAUGUUCUUUUUCAAAGUCGAUUCCGCUGACCACUACAAGGUGGAACUAAUUGUCAUUGACACAGGAAACGGUAAUCCUGUUGGAUUCUCUUCAUUUCCUUUAAAGCAGGUGGCAGAAAAUAUCCCUGACAGCUUAAGCACAUCAGCUUAUUUCAAUAAAUUAUCCUGGAUGGAUCUGUUCUCUGCACAAUCGAUGAACACUGUUGAAGAAACAGAAGGUCAGAAACUGUGUGGAAGAAUAAGGUGUGGCAUACUCUUGUCACCUGAAUAUGAGGUGGAGAAUCAGGAGAAUUCCUGUAUGUCUGGCGAAAGAUCUGGAUUUAUCCAAAUCAGUCCUUCAAGGGAAGGUCCAUGGACUACUGUCAGGCUAAAUUAUGCAGCACCUGCUGCUUGUUGGCGUUUAGGCAGUGAUGUAAUUGCAAGUGAAGUAAUUGUUAAGGAUGGUGACAGAUAUGUAGAUAUAAGGUCACUUGUCACUGUACAGAACAGUACAGAUAUCACACUUGAUUUAUGCCUCAAGUCCAAAGCUUCAGAGGAUAGAACACUUCAUGAUGCUAGUAGGAUUGAAGAGCAGCAAUUUGAAGAUGAUAAAACUGAAAAGGACGAGUUCUUUCAAACAGAGGAGUACAAACCAAGCUCUGGCUGGGUUAGCUGCUCGUUUCAACCUAAGAAACAGGAGCUAGAUGGAAGCCCCUGGAAUGAGAAAUCAAUCUCUGAGUCACCACCAGGUUGGAGUUGGAUCGACAAUUGGCAUUUGGACAAGACAUCAGUAACUACUGCUGAUGGUUGGGUUUAUGCCCCAGAUGUUGAAAGUUUGAAAUGGCCAGAGUCAUGCGAUUCUCUUAAAUCUGUCAAUUAUGCUAGGCAAAGAAAAUGGGUCAGAAACAGAAAGAAAAUUUCAGGUCAUCAGAAACUGGAGAUCUCUCUUGGACGAUUGAGUCCUGGAGACACUGUGCCUCUCCCUCUCUCAGGAUUACAGUCUGACUAUGUGCUGCAAUUAAGGCCUUUCAGAAUACAUGAUUCCAAUGAAUAUUCCUGGAGUUCUGUGGUGAAUAAAGUAGAGGAUUCUGGUGAACCAAAAGGAAUUUCUGAAAUAUGUGUUUCGGCCCUGGCUGAAUCCAAUGAACUGUUGUGCUGCACCCCGCUAAAUGGAACUUCUUCCAAUGGAUCCCAAAAACUUUGGUUCUGUGUAAGCAUACAAGCAACGGAAGUUGCCAAAGACAUUCAUUCGGAUCCGAUUCAGGAUUGGAAAAUUGUGAUCAAAGCUCCGUUGUCACUAAGUAAUUUUCUUCCUUUUGCUGCGGAGUUCACUGUUCUUGAAAUGCAAGCAGGUGACCAUUUCUCUGCCUGCGCAAGACGGGCACUUUGUCCUGGUGCACCUGUAAAUGUAUACCAUGCGGACAUAAGAAACCCAUUGUUCCUUUCAUUGCUGCCGCCAAGAGGAUGGUUAUCAGUGCAUGAAACUAUUCUUCUUUCUCAUCCACAUGGAGUUCCAGCAAAUACAUUGAGCUUAAGAAGUGAUAUUAGCGGCAGGGUUGUGCAAAUCAUUCUCGAUCAAAAUUAUGAAAGAGAACAGCCUAUGCUGUCAAAAGUGAUUAGAGUGUAUGCUCCUUACUGGUUUGAAAUCGCCAGAUGUCCGCCUUUGACAUUGCGAUUGAUAGACAUGGGAGGGAAGAAAUCUACCAGGAAAUUUGCUCUUCCUUUUCAUUCUAAGAAGAGCAAUGCAAAAAUUGUUGAGGAAAUAGCUGAAGAGGAAAUUUAUGAUGGACACACUAUUGCCUCUGCUUUAAAUUUCAACAUCUUGGGCCUAUCAGUGUCUUCUUCUGGUGAAGCGCACUUUGGACCUGUGAAAGACCUUUCUUUGCUCGGGGACGUGGAUGGAUCACUGGAUAUUAACGCCUAUGAUGCUGAUGGAAAGUGUGUGAAGCUUUUUGUUUCUACAAAACCAUGCCCCUAUCAGUCUAUUCCAACAAAGGUCAUCUGCAUCCGACCAUUUAUUACUUUCACAAACAGACUUGGUCAGGAUAUCCUGCUUAAGUUAAGCUGCAGAGAUGAAGCAAAGGUUCUUCGUUUGUGUGAUUCUCGAGUCUCCUUCCCUUAUCGUGAUGACAAUGGACCUAAUAAACUCCAGGUUCGACUAGGAGAUACUGAGUGGUCAUAUCCAAUUCAAAUCACAAAAGAAGAUACCAUUUCAUUGGUUCUGAGGACACAAGCUGGCAUUCGAAAGUUUUUGAGAACAGAAAUACGGGGCUACGAGGAGGGAUCACGGUUUAUUGUUGUAUUCCGCCUUGGAUCGGCAUUUGGUCCAAUCAGGAUGGAGAACAGGAUAGGAAACAAAAAAAUCAGCAUCCGCCAGGCUGGAUUUGAUGAUAAUUAUUGGAUUCAGAUGGAACCUUUCUCCACAACAAAUUUCUCUUGGGAAGAUCCAUACGGCCAGAAAUUUAUUGAAGCUAAAGUGGACGAAGAUAGCAGUGGAGUUUGGAAAUUCGAUUUGGAGGAGUCUGGCCUUCACUUGGUAGAGCAAGGGGAACUGAAGAUUAAAUUCCAUGUUUUUGAGAUGGUUGAUGUCAAAGUUGGGAGGUUUAUAGAUGACAAAACAUCAAAUCUAGAUGAAGAUGUGCUUGUAACAUCUACAGGAAAUCAAGGGAGUACUCAGUUGCCAGCAAAAGUGCAGAAUGAAGUGACUCCUCUGGAGCUUAUAGUGGAAUUGGGAGUUCUUGGAGUUUCUCUUAUAGACCACAGGCCAAAAGAGUUGUCAUACUUGUACUUGGAGAGGGUCUUCAUAUCUUAUUCAACUAGCUAUGACGGGGGGGCAACAACCAGAUUCAAGCUCAUUCUGGGGUACUUGCAGAUUGACAACCAGCUCCCUUUAACUCUCAUGCCUGUGUUGUUAGCUCCGGAGCAGGCCACCGACUUGCAUCAUCCAGUAUUCAAAAUAACUGUCACGGUUUGCAAUGAAAACCCUGAUGGCGUUGUGGUCUAUCCAUGCGUAUACAUACGGGUGACGGAUAAGUGGUGGAGGCUCGAUAUUCAUGAACCUAUUAUUUGGGCUGUGGUGGAUCUGUACCGUAACAUCCAGAUGGACCGUUUGCCCCAAACUUCUAGUGUCACACAAGUUGAUCCUGAGAUACGAGUCAAUUUAAUAGAUAUUUCGGAGGUCAGACUGAAGGUGUCACUAGAUACUGCACCUGCCCAGAGACCUCAUGGUGUUCUAGGGGUCUGGAGCCCCGUACUGUCUGCUGUUGGAAAUGCAUUUAAAAUACAGUUGCAUCUGAGGAGAGUUAUGCACAAAGACAGAUUCAUGCGCAAGAGCUCUAUCCUUCCUGCUAUUGGAAAUCGUAUAAUGAGGGACUUGAUACAUAAUCCUCUACAUUUGUUGUUUUCAGUAGAUGUACUUGGGAUGGCAAGUUCAACAUUGGCUUCUCUUAGUAGAGGAUUUGCCGAGCUUUCAACUGAUGGUCAGUUUCUGCAAUUACGUUCAAAGCAGGUACGAUCAAGGAGAAUCACUGGGGUGAGUGAUGGAAUUCUUCAGGGAACAGAAGCCCUAGCGCAAGGUGUUGCUUUUGGGGUGUCUGGUGUGGUGACAAAGCCUAUGGAGAGUGCGAAGCAGAAUGGUCUUCUAGGACUUGCUCAUGGGGUUGGACGUGCUUUUGUUGGGAUUGUUGUUCAACCAGUCAGUGGAGCAUUGGACUUUUUCUCAAUGACUGUUGAUGGAAUAGGUGCAAGCUGUUCCAAAUGCUUGGAAGUUCUAAAUAGGAAGACUAGCCUCAACAGAAUCCGAAAUCCUCGAGCUAUCCGCAGUGAUGGCGUUGUGAGAGAUUAUUGUGAGAGAGAGGCACUUGGUCAGAUGAUACUCUACCUUGCAGAAGCUAGUAGGCGCUUUGGAUGCACUGAAAUUUUUAAGGAACCAUCUAAAUUUGCCUCGUCAGAUUAUUAUGAAGAACAUUUUGUUGUGCCCUACCAAAGGAUUGUUUUGGUGACCAACAAGAGGGUCAUGCUGCUUCAGUGCCCAGAUCUUGAUAACAUGGAUAAGAGACCUUGCAAGAUCAUGUGGGAUGUGCCCUGGCAGGAGCUGAUGGCACUGGAGUUGGCAAAAGCAGGAUGUCACCAGCCCUCCCACUUAAUUCUUCAUCUUAAAAAUUUUAGAAGAUCCGAAAAUUUUGUCAGAGUUAUUAAAUGCGCUACUGAGGUGGAAACUGAGGGAACUGUACCUCAAGCAGUCAUAAUCUGUUCAGUUGUUCGGAAAAUGUGGAAAGCAUAUCAGUCUGACAUGAAAUGCCUUGUUCUGAAGGUUCCUUCAAGCCAGAGACAUGUGUCUUUCGCUUGGAGUGAAGCUGAUGGGAGAGAGACACGUAACCUGAGCAAGGCCAUUGUAAGAUUGAGAGAGUUCUCCUCUUCCAACUCUGCGUCAGAUGAUAGGAAAUUUGUUACACAUAGCAUCAAUUUCACAAAGAUCUGGAGCAGCAAACGGGAAACAAAGGGUCGUUGCACUCUGUGCAGGAAGCAGAGUUCAGACCAUUCUGGAAUCUGUAGCAUUUGGAGACCCAUUUGUCCAGAUGGGUAUGUUUCUAUUGGCGAUAUAGCUCGAGUUGGUAGCCACGCUCCAAAUUGUGCUGCUGUUUACAGUAAUAGCGACAGACUUUUUGCCCUUCCAAUAGGCUAUGACCUGGUAUGGAGAAACUGUUUAGAUGACUACACAACCCCCGUCUCGAUUUGGCAUCCUCGAGCACCGGAGGGAUUUGUUUCUCUUGGAUGUGUUGCCGUAGCCGAUUUCACAGAACCGCAACCAGACUUAGUCUAUUGUGUGGCAGAAUCGCUCGCUGAGCAGACAGAAUUUGAAGAGCAAAAGAUAUGGACUGAGCCAGAUUCAUAUCCUUGGGCGUGUCACAUAUAUCAAAUCAAAAGCGGCGCUCUCCACUUUGUGGCAUUGAGACAAACCAAGGAGGAAUCUGACUGGAAGCCUAUGCGGGUUCACGACGAACCAGCGGUUCAAAUGCAUUCAUGACAAGCUCUAGAUUUCCUGGAAGGCCCAUUAGUCGUCGAGGAAACUGGAAGGUCUUAUGGUCUUGUUACGACCAUUGCCAGCAACUCACAGACCAUAUGGUUUUUGACCAGAACACACAUUGGUUCGUCCCGUGACACUUGUUACUUCGUGAUAUCAA
Molecule: messenger RNA, 13442 nt
Organism: Rhodamnia argentea
Lineage: Eukaryota; Viridiplantae; Streptophyta; Magnoliopsida; Myrtales; Myrtaceae
Exons: 64
Coding region: 218-13285 (4355 amino acids)
Biological process (GO): protein retention in Golgi apparatus; protein targeting to vacuole
Cellular component (GO): extrinsic component of membrane
Source: RefSeq, a predicted model, not a curated record